AUGUCUUCCGGAAAUGUUGUUGCUUUGCAUGGAAAAGAAACCAAUAGUGGUGAUUUUCUUGUUGAAGAUAUUCUUGAAGCUGGUUUACCACCACAGUUGGAUCUACCAACUAAAUCAGGAGAAGAUAAAUAUGUUGUCUUGGUAUCUGGAUUAAAUGUUGGAAGCAGUUCUUCUAAUCCACUUCAACUGCAGCUUCUUGUUGACCACAUUACUAGUCAUCUAGGAGACAAAAAGGAGCAACCAUCAGCAGCUGAAAUAGUUCAAGUGAUUGUUGCUGGAAAUUUUGUCCAAAUUGACCAUGGUCUUCUUAAUGGUCAGAAUUUGGUUUCCAAGGACCAAUCUAAGUUACAUGAGCCAAUCAAAGAACUUGAUAUCUUUUUGACUCAGAUAUCAUGCCAGGAUAGAACGACCCUACAAACUUUGCUCUCCCAUAGCAGGUCAUGCAUUAAUCCUCAUCUCUUUGAUGUGGGCAAUGUGAGGUUUCUUGGAAUAUCUGGUCAAAAUAUUGAUGAUCUUGAAAAAUAUUCAGAAGCAAAAGAUAAAUUGAAAUUCAUGGAAAGGACAUUGAGGUGGAGGCACCUAGCCCCAACUGCACCAAACACCCUUGGGUGUUACCUCUUCACUGAUACGGUCCCUUUCUUCAUUAAGAGCUGCCCUCAUGUUUACUUUGUUGGAUCGCAGGUGGUGACAGUCAUUUGCGUUCCGAAGUUUAGUGAGACGAGCAUUGCUGUUAUGGAAGAUCUAGAAACUUCCUAUAAGGAGGUGGAAACAACUAUAAAUAGGUGUGGAGCUUAUUUUCUCCAAACCAUCCAACAUCUAAGUAUCCAAGAAAGCCUCAGAGAAAGCAAAGUGUGUAGUAGUCUCACAAAGUAUAUUGAGAGCACAAUAAGUUGGCUGGAUUUAAAUUGA
This is a messenger RNA of Lactuca saligna, 909 nucleotides long. NCBI's taxonomy places the organism in Eukaryota, Viridiplantae, Streptophyta, Magnoliopsida, Asterales, Asteraceae. The record is from the annotation of a GenBank genome assembly.